This is a messenger RNA of Cryptococcus amylolentus CBS 6039, 2221 nucleotides long. RefSeq lists its product as hypothetical. Gene Ontology annotation, cellular component: plasma membrane. Lineage: Eukaryota; Fungi; Basidiomycota; Tremellomycetes; Tremellales; Cryptococcaceae. The coding region runs from base 307 to 1770 and encodes 487 amino acids. Gene Ontology annotation, biological process: transmembrane transport; nucleobase transport. Gene Ontology annotation, molecular function: nucleobase transmembrane transporter activity. The transcript is spliced from 7 exons. The record is from RefSeq and is a predicted model, not a curated record.
CCGAUCUUGAACAUGAUUGGCUGCUUCGAUGGGAGAUAGCAAGGGAUAAAAAAUUAACGUCGAUCAACGAAUCUCACAGCGCAGGUAUGCACGGGGAAGGGUCGGAUGAGGGAGGCUAGGAGUGCGACGCAGAGAUAGGUGUGAUGGGCUAUUCAUAUAAGACUGUCGGUCCAAAUUUAUGACCCCACCCUUUCCACAACGUUGUGUGCCCUAGCAGAGUAGCUCAAAAACGGUCUGAUAGCGCACCGCAUACGAUACAGACUCCUCCUCCAGAAGAUCCUUCAACAAUCCAACACAUCGACCACCAUGCCGCUGCGCGCCGGAACACUGCUCAAAAAACUCGAAAGCAACCAUGCGGAAGGCCUUUCUAGAAAAGAAAUGUUCCUCGCUACGGAGGAUCUGUUACCGGUCACCGAAGACAAGAAGACAUGGGAUUCAUGGAACUUUGCGAUGUUCUGGGUAGCAGACAGUUUCAACUUGAAUACUUUUACGAUUGCGAGUUCGAUGAUGAGUUCCGGAUUGAAUUGGUGGCAGUCUUUGGUAUGUGUCAUUGUGGGAUAUAGUCUGGUCGGCCCUCUUCUCGUUCUGAACGCUCGUCCAGGAGCAAUGCACGGUAUCGUCUUCCCCGCUGCUUGUCGUACAACCUUUGGAGUAUUUGGUUCGCUCUGGCCCGUUUUCAACCGAGCGGCGAUGGCUUGUAUCUGGUGGGGUGUUCAAUCAUGGCUCGGUGGAGAGUGCAUGUACGUCCUAGUGCGCGCCAUAUGGCCGUCCUUUGCGAGAAUCCACAACUCCAUGCCCGAGUCUACCGAAACCACCACCGCCUACAUCGUAGCCUUCAUCCUCUACUGGAUACUCUCCUUGCCGACUAUCUGGGUGCCAAUCCACAAGCUGCGGUGGCUCUUCCUUGGCAAAGCUAUCGUCGGUCCCAUUGUUGGCUUCACCUUGUUUGGCUGGUCCAUUACUCGAGCAGGCGGCAUCGGUCCCGUCUUCUCGCAGAAAGCGACACUUUCUGGUAGUGCGCUCGGCUGGCAGAUGAUCAUUUCCAUCUCGUCGUGCUUCAACAACAUGUUCACUCUCGUCACCAACUCUUGCGACUUUGCCAGUCGCGCGAAAAAGCCAAGUGCAGCUGUCUGGCCUCAGAUCAUUGCGAUGCCUAUUGGGUUCUCGAUUACGAGCUUCUUGGGUAUUGUGAUUGCUUCUGCCAGUGCGCCUCAGUUUGGUGAGCAGAUCUGGGACGUGGUCAAGAUCAUGGAUGCCAUGCUCGACGACGGCUCCUCCGCCACCCGCGCCGGUCUCGUAUUCAUCGCCGCCGGCUUCGUCUACGUCCAACUCCUCCUCAACGUCGCCGCCAACUCCAUCUCUGCAGGAUGUGACCUCACCGCCCUCUUCCCGCGCUACCUCUCCAUCCGUCGGGGCGGGUAUGUCGCAGCGAUUGUGGGGAUCUGUAUGAAUCCUUGGUUGUUGUACAAGUCUUCUGCGACUUUCAGCAACUAUUUGGGAGCGUAUGGGGUGUUGUUGUCAUGUAUUGCGGGACCUAUGGUGACGGACUACUGGCUCGUGAGGAGGGGACAUAUCAGGGUGAACGACCUGUAUAGUGGAGAGGAGGAUGGGUGGUAUUGGUACAGUAUGGGAGUCAACUGGCGAGGAUACUUGGCGUACUUUGUCGGCUUCGCCUUUAACGCUCCAGGAUUCAUCAAUGCCCUCCGACCCGAUAUUAUCGUCCCUGUUGGCGUUAGUCCUCUUCCUGUACUCCACCAUCUACCCUACUGACUGCCUGCCGAACAGUUCCAACGCGUCUACUACCUCUCCUGGCUUACCGGUACCGGUAUCUCCGGCGCCGUCUACUUCCUCGCCUGCUACUUUUUCCCUCCUCCUGGUAUGAACAUGCACUUUGAGGAGGUUGAUGAGAGUGCGGGUGAAUUGAGGGUGGACCAGAAGCUUGAAGGGAAGAUGCGCGGGGAAGGGGAAUGGGAGGAAGGAGGUGUGGAGAGGUUUGAGGGGGCGGAAAAGAAGAAGAGCCAGGAUGGGAACGUUACUGUUCUGGAGGCUUAAAUGGUCGGUAGUGGAUUUUGUAUUUCGCUAUUCAAAAAGUAUAGCCACUUUAUUAUUUUGCCCCCGUUGUCUGUAGUACUUUGUAGCGGAAAUGCGCAUACAAUGCCCCCCUUCAAUACCAGGACGUGUGCUUCUGAUCUAUAGAAGCAAACGGCUGCCAUGAGGCGCG